Molecule: messenger RNA, 4008 nt
Organism: Sinocyclocheilus rhinocerous
Lineage: Eukaryota; Metazoa; Chordata; Actinopteri; Cypriniformes; Cyprinidae
Product: zinc finger protein 518A-like
Exons: 3
Coding region: 286-2880 (864 amino acids)
Source: RefSeq, a predicted model, not a curated record
GAAGCACAUGCUGUACUUUUCUGUGCACAUCAAAUCUGUUGCAUUAAUGAAAGAAAGCUUGUUUCACAAACUGAAAGCAUACAGCUAGGCAUUAAUGCACCGAUGCAAUGCAUGCAAUUUAGACAAUGCAAUUAGACGUUAGUAUGAUGUGGCAUGCAGGUAAUCCAUUCUUGUCAUGGGCUUGAGCUGCUGUUGUCCCCGGAUUGAACUGUCAUGGCUGCCGCGCGCUGUUGACUGAUUCUGGUUGGACGGGAGGCGGAAAAGCGCUGGCUCUGUACAUCCAAUAUGAAUGGGGUCAAUGCCAACCCUGACGCUCAGUUUGGGAAUGAAGAGAGGGGCAUUUGGCAUAAACGCCUGCGUCUCAGGAAGACCUCCUUUUCAUUCCCCACUGAACAAAACACUGUGAAAGAGGAGAAGAAUGUUACAGCAUGUGGAUGGAAAGUAACAGGGAAGUCCAAGAAAUGGCCUCGAUGUCUUCAGGCGGCGAACACCUUCACCUGCUCCUCGUGCAACGACGGCAUCUCCUUCAGACCCGGCGAAUUAACGAUGCAUUUUAAGAUCGCCCACGGAGGCAAAGGAAGCCCACCAAUGUUUCCAUGCAACAUGUGCGGUUUCUCUACGCCAGUGUUCACUACGCUUCAGCAGCACCGAAUGCAACACGAGGAUUGUUUGUUCGCUUGUGAGAUUUGUGAUGACUAUGUCCAGCAAACGCUUCCCCAACUGACCAAACAUUGUCAAACUCACCAUGCUCUAAACGGACAAUACUACUGCCCGAAGUGCAAACUCUCCUUCCAGGAGAUUAAGCAGUUUGUGUGUCACUCGAGUUGCAUUUCUGAUGGUAAUGCACGGAAAAACGAUCUCUUAAAGCACAUGGCUGCUGCGUGCCGUCAAAGGUGGAGCCGCAAAAAUUGGUGGAGAAAGCGGGCACACGUCAAGCAAGACAAUAACCUGUCCCAAGGGUUCAAGUACUUACUUCCAAAACCAGAACCUCAAUGGGCAUCCCCAUUGCUCCCGUUCUCCACACCCGGUCUACUGGACAACCACGGUGUGCUGCUGGAUCCAGAGAAGACCUUGGAGGAAGCGCAGCAGUUUCUCGAGAGAACCGUUUGUAGUGGUAAAAACUGGCCUGCAUCUCUCAAAAGCGAGCAAGCGGCAACAACAUCCCAUCCGUCACAAACGAAUGCAAAGCGAUGGGCCACGCCACACACUGGGAAAGAUAAGCUAAGCGGACUCAUGGAGAAGAACAAUAUAUCCGUUCCCCCAGAUUGCACUACAAAGGUGGUCGGGUUCAAGAUGGUGGGCAGCAAAAAGCAUUUAGUUCUCAAAGUCAUUCCUUCAAAGAAGCGAGACGUUUCGAAGGAUGCUCACACUGUGAAACCUGCCAAUCAGCAAGACGAAUCCAAUGAUAUUUCAACCAUUAAUGCCUCAGGAAACUGUUCUCAGGUGACGCCUAGAAGUUCUUCGUCCCAAACAACGAAGCAGGGGCAAUGUGUAGCUCAGCGGGACUUUUUGUCUUCGGUGGUUGAGAGGAUAAAAAGCCAACAAACCGAUGGAUGCAACAAUCAGGAACAUGCACGCAACCAUAAUUCACAUAUUCAAAGUCCCCGUGCAAAAAGAGCGAAAGACUGCCAAGACAAAGCUCUCAGUGAAUCCGAGGAAAACUUUACAGCAUGCCAAGGAGAUUCAGGAUGUCAUAGUGAUCUGACCUCGGAUACAGGUUCUUUGGAAGAAAGGUGUGGUUCACGUCUCCUUACAACAGCGUUUGAUGAAGAACACAAUCUUGCACUGGAUUCAAACUUCAUUCACCAUCAACCAAACACAUGCUCCAUCUCUGGGUUUGAUUGCGUGAGUCCGUCCUCUAGAUCUCCCCUGAAGGAUCUGACUGAGUCUUUGUGUCAAAGUGAAGCCGGGGGCCUGUUACUCCAUGGCAAUGCUGACGAGUGCACAAACAACAUGGACCCCAGAGAUUCUCUGGUCCCGGUAGAAAGCCGCAGCGCUCCAGACCUGCUUCACAUGGUGGAUGAUCUGCCUUUAACAACAGCCAUCCAUUUUCUGGAUGAAGUGGGAGCGGAUCGGACGUUAUCGCCACACACCAGCUCUGAUGAGCGUCUGAAAGAUUUAACAUGCGCUGGAGGUACAAGCCAGCGAUCUGAUCCGGUCAAUGCCAGCAUCUUCUCUCUCCUGCCUGAUGAUGCAAACUCUUCCACAUCUGUCCCAGAAACAGCAUCUGGAUCCAGCGAGUCAGGCAUCCCUCUCGCAUCGCUGAACAGAAAGCGCAUGGGAGAAACGUCCUCGGCGGACUCUCCCGUCAGUAAGCGAUCGACUCGGGCCUCGGAAGACGUCAGCGCCUCCGUCCUCUUCUGGGAGCCAGUGCCUCGAGACGCUCCGGCGACCCUUCGACUGAUUCCCUACAGCUCCUCGCAAUCCGUUAAAAUCCCACGCGAAUACCAGCCUGUCAUAGUUCUCAACCAUCCCGACACUGAUAUCCCCGAGGUCUCAAACAUCAUGAAAGUCGUUCACAAGCACAAAGACGCCGUGCAUCGUGUCGUACUUUCUCGUAAAACUCUCCGAGCUCUUUCCGAGUUUAACUGCGACGCCUUUCGCCAUAAUCUCGUCGCCAAUUGCCACGCAUCCCACCGCAGGAGAGAAUGGCCAAACGGGACCGUUAAAGAACGGCUCGGCUUAAAACUGAGGCUCAAAAGAGUGUGUGGAAGAAAGUACACCGUAGUACCAACAGUGUCGGAGAGCAUCGUGCUGCAGCCGACGUUUAGAUGCUGGUUUUGCGGGCGGCUUUUCACAAACCAAGAAGCUUGGGUGGGUCACGGACAAAGGCAUCUAAUGGAAGCAACCAGAGGCUGGAACCAGCUCUUCAACAGAUAGAAAUGCAUUCAUCUUCAUUUUUAAGAAGUGCUGUGAAGAAUCAGGGUUACUGUGCACAUCUCAGGGUGAGAAAAAUAUCUUCGUCUUUCACCGUUUCGUUCUUUACAGUAAUAAACCCUUUUCGGGUGACUGACUAUUCAAGUUGACACGAGCAAAGCAUUAUUUAUUUCGUUCCGCAAUGUGAAAACGUGCAGUGCAUUAUCUAAUAGAUUAAAAAUCACUGUGUUUUGAUACGGUCAGACCAAAUCCAUCUCAGAUUGCUGCAGAGACCUCUGUUGUAUUAUUCCACUUAACAUCACAACAUCAGUUCGUCUUAAUACUUGAUGUAGUUUUGCAUUAUUUUAUUGCUUUAUUUUUGAUGUUUAAAAUUAGGGCAUGUGUUGUUUAACCAUUACUACUUUGUUGCAUUACUAAUCAUCUUUCAUAAGGCUUUGUGACUGAAAUGUUUACAGAAAUUGUCGAUUGUCUUUGUAGGAUUCUACAAAUCUGGUUUAGCUUCCUCUGUUCGACACAUUGCCGGUAUAUUUAGCAUUAGUUUAAACUACAUCUGUAUGCAAGAGCAUAUGUUGACGCAGCAUUGGUGAAAUUAUGUUUUGUAUUUAUGCGAAUUGUCUAUAUUUAUUUUUUCAGCGUGCAGUCGGCUGAUAAGUCACAUGGGUUUGAUUAAGGGUUUAAUCAAGACUUUAAAUUAAUUAUCGCAUUGUUAAUGUAUUAUCCAUGGAUAAAGAAUGUUGCAACUGUGAUGUUUUGGUCUCAGUAGUCAGAAUUUUCCAAAAAUAUUUUUAUUCUCAUUUAUGAAGCCAAAGGUUUUUUUUUAGGAUCAGUGUAAUCUGAUCAGAAUAAUAAUUUCUUGAGUUUUUUUUCACCAGGUAAAAACGAGACCCUCACUGACUUGAAAAGUUUGUUGAUUGCACUGCGAUUCAGGCACUUAAUAGUGGUGUGAAUUUUCCAGAAAUAUUUGAAAAUGGCCUUUAUUCCAGGUCUGUGAUCCACUUCACUUGAAACCAAAGUAAACGUGUCUCUCUUAUGUUUGUAUAGAUGUUUAAACACAGUGUUGCACUAAACAGCUGUGAAUGACGCCUUGCAUUGCUGUAUUGUAGAAGUGCCUCCACAAAAAAACCCUGUAGA